UUUUUUUUUUUUUUGGAUUGAAUGUUUAUGGCUAUUUGAUAUAUUUUCCUGCUUCAUCUCAUUACUGACAUUAUGGAAAAUCUAACAUUUUUUCUAUGAUCUGAAAGAGCCCAUUAUGAGGACUUUAAAUUAACAAAUUGUCACAUGUUUUGACCAGCUCUUUUCGCCUAAAAGGAGGGGGGGGAUGGUCUUUAGAGUUGCUUCAUGAUCAAGCUGAAUUAUCUUUCAUGCCAUUAAGUCACAUGAUUCCUGGUUCGAGAAAAUAUUGAAAGGCCUUUUCUGCUCUUGUGAUCCAAUCUAAUAGCUGAAACAACAUUGGAAGCAAAGCCAUGGGGUAUGGUAAUUCAAGAUCCGUAAGAUUUCAGGAUGAUCUCGAAUCAGCAAAGCUCCCCACAAUCAAUGGAGACGGUAUGAUAAAGUUGAAAUACAAUAUUAACGGAACGCAAAAAUCGGAGUCUAGCACCAAGAGGGCUAAGAAGGAGUUGCCUAGUAGUAGGGCAGGAAAAUCAUUGAAAGCUAAAGUACUGGCCAGAGUUUUCUCUGAGGACUUUGAGAGAGUGAAGAGGAAAAUUUUGGAUCCUCGAGGACCAAUUAUUCGCCGAUGGAACAAGAUUUUUCUAGUAGCAUGCUUGAUUUCUUUGUUUGUGGAUCCUCUUUUCUUUUAUUUGCCAGUAGUUUGGGAGGAAGUCUGCAUUGAUAUUGGAAUACCACUUGAAGUUAUCCUCACUAUACUUAGAUCAUUGGCAGAUGCCUUCUAUAUAAUUCAGAUUUUCAUUCGAUUCCGGACAGCUUACAUUGCACCUCCUUCUCGUGUAUUUGGGAGAGGAGAGCUUGUUAUAGAUUCCAGGAAGAUUGCUUCCAGGUACCUUCAGAAGAGUUUCUGGAUUGAUUUAAUUGCUGCCCUCCCACUUCCUCAGGUUUUGAUUUGGAUCAUCAUUCCCAAUCUUAAAGGUUCAACAAUGACAAACACCAAAAACGUGCUCCGGUUCAUAAUUGUUUUUCAGUACCUUCCAAGACUCUUUCUUAUUUUUCCACUCUCAUCACAAAUUGUCGAGGCAACUGGUGUUGUGACAGAAACAGCAUGGGCAGGUGCUGCUUAUAACCUGAUGCUCUACAUGCUGGCAAGCCAUGUUUUAGGAGCUUGCUGGCACCUUCUUUCAAUAGAAAGGCAAGAAGCAUGCUGGAGAAGUGCUUGUGAUCUUGAGGAGUCAUCUUGUCAAUAUAAAUAUUUUGAUUGUCAUAGGGUUAAAGACCCUGGCAGGGAUACCUGGUUCAGGUCGAGCAAUAUUACUAGCCUAUGCAGUCCAAGUUCCACCUUCUAUCAGUUUGGUAUAUAUGGUGAUGCAUUGACAUUUGAUGUCACAACCUCACCAUUCUUCAACAAGUACUUUUACUGCCUUUGGUGGGGUUUAAGGAACUUGAGUUCUUUGGGUCAAAAUCUUGGCACAAGCACUUAUGUUGGAGAAAUAAAUUUUGCCAUCAUUAUUGCGACUCUCGGGCUGGUUCUGUUUGCUCUGCUCAUCGGGAAUAUGCAGACAUACCUUCAAUCGACAACUGUUAGGUUGGAAGAAUGGAGAAUCAAGAGAACUGAUACAGAACAAUGGAUGCGUCAUAGGCAGCUUCAUCCUGAGCUAAGGCAAUCUGUCAGAAAAUAUGAUCAGUAUAAGUGGCUAACUACAAGAGAAGUUGAUGAAGAAACUAUACUCAGAGGCCUUCCCUUGGAUCUACGGAGAGACAUCAAACGCCACCUCUGUCUUGACCUUGUUCGACGAGUACCGCUGUUUGAUCAGAUGGAUGAAAUGAUGUUAGAUGCAAUCUGUGAAAGGCUUAAACCUGCCUUGUGCACCGAAGGCACAUUCCUAGUCCGUGAAGGUGAUCCUGUCAAUGAGAUGCUCUUCAUAAUUCGAGGCCACCUUGAUUCUUACACUACGAAUGGUGGUCGUACUGGAUUCUUCAAUUCAUGCCAGAUUGGCCCUGGAGACUUCUGCGGUGAGGAACUGCUGACAUGGGCCUUGGAUCCUCGUCCUAGUGUCAUCCUCCCAUCUUCAACUCGUACGGUCAAAGCAAUAUCAGAAGUAGAGGCCUUUGCUCUUAGAGCGGAAGACCUCAAGUUUGUGGCAUCACAGUUUAGAAGACUACAUAGUAAACAACUCAAACACAAAUUUCGGUUCUACUCACACCAAUGGAGAACAUGGGCUGCCUGUUUCAUACAAGCAGCAUGGCGUCGGUUUAAAAAACGAAAGGAAACAGCUGAACUUAGAGCUAAGGAGAACCUCACGGCUGCUGGGCCUGAACCAACCGCACCUGGUUCAGGCUUGGCUAUGUAUGCAGCCAGGCUAGCAGUUAGCACUAGGAGAGGUGUUAAUAUGCAUUCUGGAUCUGAUUCUGGUGUUGUCAGCUCCUUGCAGAAACCAGCAGAGCCAGAUUUUUCUGUAGAUGAGGAAUGAAUGGUAACACUCAAAAUCGGGAUCUAGUGUGUAGGUAUCUAAAUUUGUUUAUUUCUUCACUAAGCUGUAAACAAAAGUGGACAUUGAGAUUAUUUUUUCAAUAUUUAUCUAUAUACAAUUUACCAAUUUGGAUUGUGGAUAGAAGAUGGAAGCAGAUGAUUUUCUGUUUUUCAAACUUCCUUCAAUUUGCUGCAAUUUUAAGUGAUGAACAUUUAGCUCACAUAGUGCCUGACUGCCUGUUAAAAGGAUCUCUCUUGUAGCAGUUAAAAAGAUCUCUCUUGUACCUACAAGGAAAAUUUAAAAAACAUAAUGUGUUCUGGUAUUCCUUAAUGACAAUAAUGAUCAAUGGGCAUUGUGAACCUUCUUCCCUUCACCCGUGGGCUACUCGAUAACCAUCAACUUCUAGGACCAAGGAAGCAGGACCACUUUUAUUGGGUUCAAAAGUGGUUCACAUGCAGCUCAAAGGGAGCCACUAUCAUUAGAUUUGGCCACCAGAGUCCAUGAGUUGAUCAUCCAGCUCCUUCUAGCGAAAUUGGUCCCAUGGAUUUUAAGGGAAUAAAAAGGAAGUCCUGUGGUCACACUUUUCUUUUUUGGAGGACAGACAAGUCAAUGGGAGAGAAAGUGAACAGAAAUGUUAUAGAUUUGUAUAAAGCUAAACGCAGCCAGCCAAAGAAAUUGCAAGGAAAAUGACAGAAAAAUCUGACUACUUUAAUAAAAAGCUACGCUUCUCCUUCAAAGUUCAACAAGUUCCUAGUACAUACAUUUCAAUUCCACAGUUACACUUUAGCUUGACAUAUGUAUUCGUAAAAGUGAUCUAGCUGAACAAAAGGCA
This is a messenger RNA of Durio zibethinus, 3279 nucleotides long. The record is from RefSeq and is a predicted model, not a curated record. NCBI's taxonomy places the organism in Eukaryota, Viridiplantae, Streptophyta, Magnoliopsida, Malvales, Malvaceae.